Molecule: messenger RNA, 821 nt
Organism: Ananas comosus (pineapple)
Lineage: Eukaryota; Viridiplantae; Streptophyta; Magnoliopsida; Poales; Bromeliaceae
Product: high-affinity nitrate transporter-activating protein 2.1-like
Exons: 1
Biological process (GO): response to nitrate; nitrate transmembrane transport
Cellular component (GO): plasma membrane
Molecular function (GO): nitrate transmembrane transporter activity
Source: RefSeq, a predicted model, not a curated record
UGUAACUUGUGUGAAUCGAUACAUGCAGUACUGUACGCCGGAGAGGACACGAUAACGGUGACAUGGUCGCUGGACCGGACGGCAGUGCCGGCCGGCGGCGACGCUGCCUACGAGAAGGUGAAGGUGCUGCUGUGCUACGCUCCGGUGAGCCAGAAGGACCGCGGGUGGCGCAAGACCGACGACCUGCUGAAGAAGGACAAGACCUGCCAGUUCACCGUCGUCGAGCAACCUUACAGCGGCGCCACUGCGAGCGCCAACGUCACAUACAGAAUCAAGCGCGACGUGCCGACCGCCACCUACUUCGUGCGUGCCUACGCGCUCGACGGCUCCGACACGCAGGUCGCCUACGGCCAGACCACCGACGCCAAGAAGACCGCCAACCUAUUCGACAUCGUCGCCAUCACGGGCCGCCACGCCUCGCUCGACAUCGCCGCGGGGUGCUUCUCCGCCUUCUCCAUCGCCGUCCUCAUCUUCUUCUUCUUCAUCGAGAAGAGGAAGGUCAAGAAGUAGACCGGGGUCGAAAUCAGACCAGUCUUUUCAGAUGCACCUCGAUUUUCUCUACUUCUAACGGCAGAAAAGGAUGUGUCUGAAAAUACUAGUAUGAUGUGAUGGUGAAGAAUGAUUAAUCAUUCUCUUACUCAUUACCAAUCAUGUGUUGUUUGUUGUGUUAUUAUUGUAAUGAGGAGGGGGAGUUUGGUUUCUAAUGUUGUUCUAUUAUACAUCCAAUACGUGUUCUUAUCAGUGUUUUCCACUGUUGAGGGGUGUAAAAGGUGUUUAGAAUGACUAAAUUAAAGAGUUGUACACGCACUCGAUCGUUUACA